AUGCCGAGCUCGACCCCGUCCUCGUCCCGAACCUCUUCCCCUCGACUCGACCCCUUUCCGACACCGUACUACCUCUUCUUCGCCGGCGCCGAGCCCUUCUUGACCAUCGUCGGCGCCCUCAAGGCCGUCCUGCACCCGGCACACUUCCACUCGACCCUCAUCCCCGUCAGCCUCGCUCCCCUCCUCGAGGCCAAGACGGCCCACGCCGGGUCCAUCAUGGCGGUCCGGCAGCUCGGCAACACGUACGGCCUCCUCGCACUCGUCGCGGCCACCGUCCUGCCUGCGAUGAGGCGGACGCUCGCCGGCCGACCGGUCGAACUCGAGGCCAUCCUGCGGGCCUACCUUGGCGCUCUCGCUUUCGCCGACAUUACGCACAUCGGCCUGACGCUGUACGACCUCGGCCUUGAAGGCUCGCUUCACCCGCUCAAGCACUGGAACCAGCUCGUCUGGGGCAACGUCGGCAUCACGGCCUGCCUGUUCGCCGUCCGGUCCUUGUGGUUCCUCGGCGUCGGUCGGACGAGCGCAAGCGCGAGCCUGAGGAGGGACCGGAGCGAGUAGCGGCGCGACCCGUCGAUGCAUCGCGCAGCUGUACUUCUCGUG
Molecule: messenger RNA, 600 nt
Organism: Rhodotorula graminis WP1
Lineage: Eukaryota; Fungi; Basidiomycota; Microbotryomycetes; Sporidiobolales; Sporidiobolaceae
Exons: 3
Coding region: 1-558 (185 amino acids)
Source: RefSeq, a predicted model, not a curated record